GAAGUGCACUUGUUCUAGUUUGAAGUGCUUGUAGCUGGCGCAAAAAAAAAGGGGAGCAGGAUGUAGCGGCACAAGUAUCGGGCUCGCUUCACAUCAGUCCGGCCAUCCUCUCGCUCUUUAUGUCGACGCGGUGAGUCAGGUCUGGGGGAUGGGUGUAGUAAGGGCUGGUUGCAGAGACGACUAACGGUUGAAAAAUGUCCAACAUCCUCGAUGCGGCGUCUAAAGUGAGAUGGGACCGCACGGCCGCGGCGAAGCGAGCCGUGUUUCUUGCGGCUGCUGCAUACGGUGUCAGAACGCUGUACCCCAUCAUCUGCAAGCAGCUCUGCAAAAACAAAGGUCCUGGGAGCAAUCACCGGGCUUCAAAGGCGGAGAACGGCUCCACUUGCUCGGGAAAGACUCAAACGGAUGCUGUGAUUGAUAGGAAACCAUCCCCGGGGGUGAAUACUGAGUUUUUCAUGCAGAUCCUGGAACUUGGUAAAAUCCUCUUUCCCAAGCUCGUUUCCAGAGAGCUCGCUUUGCUCUCUUUGCACUCGGUGGCGCUGAUAUCUAGGACGUUUCUCUCUAUUUACGUUGCCAGCUUGGACGGCAAGAUAGUCAAAACGAUCGUGGAGAAAAAACCCAAACGCUUCAUCAUCCAGCUGAUCAAAUGGCUCCUCAUUGCAAUCCCGGCCACGUUCGUCAACAGCGCCAUCCGGUACCUGGAGUGCAAACUGGCUCUGGCCUUCCGCACCCGGCUAGUGAACCAUGCCUAUCGGACCUACUUCACCAAUCAGACCUACUACAAAGUCAGCAACAUGGACGGGAGGCUCGCCAACCCGGACCAGUCUCUCACCGAGGACGUGAUGAUGUUCUCCCAGUCCGUGGCCCAUCUCUAUUCUAACCUCACCAAGCCUAUACUGGAUGUGAUGCUGACCUCCUACACGUUGAUUCAGACCGCCAGGUCCAGGGGGGCCAACGCCUCCGGUCCGACCCUGCUGGCAGGGCUCGUGGUGUUUGCCACGGCUAAAGUCCUGCGUGCAUGCUCGCCCAAAUUUGGCAAGCUGGUGGCCGAAGAGGCUCACAGGAAGGGCUACCUGCGCUAUGUGCACUCUAGGAUCAUUGCUAAUGCUGAGGAAAUAGCUUUCUACAGAGGACACAAGGUGGAGAUGUGUCAGCUGCAGAAGUGCUACCGGGCUCUGGCAGACCAGAUGAACCUGAUCCUGUCCAAACGGCUCUGGUACAUCAUGAUCGAGCAGUUCCUCAUGAAGUACGUGUGGAGCGGCGCCGGGCUCGUCAUGGUGGCCGUGCCCAUCAUCACAGCCACCGGCUUCGCUGACAGCGAAACAGCUGACGGUCAGACCCAGGUGAUGGUGAGCGAGAGAACAGAGGCGUUCACCACCGCACGUAACCUCUUGGCCUCAGGAGCUGAUGCCAUCGAGAGGAUCAUGUCCUCCUACAAAGAGGUCACGGAGCUGGCAGGCUACACUGCGAGGGUCCACAACAUGUUUGUCGUAUUCGAGGAUGUCCAGAAGGGCAUUUACAAGCGCUCUUCUGUGUCAGCCACAACAACGACGGAGAAGAAGAGCAAGCCUGAGAUGCACAUAGACGGACCGCUGGAAAUAAAGGGCGAAGUGAUUGAUGUGGACAAGGGCAUCGUGUGUGAGAACGUCCCGAUUAUCACACCAAACGGAGACGUUGUAGUAUCUUGCCUAAACUUCAAGGUGGAAGAGAGCAUGCACCUACUGAUCACAGGGCCUAAUGGUUGUGGAAAAAGCUCUCUGUUCAGGAUCCUCGGCGGCUUGUGGCCUGUCUACGGCGGCCGGCUACACAAACCCUCCCCUCAGCAUAUGUUCUACAUCCCUCAGAGGCCGUACAUGUCAUUAGGUUCACUGCGGGACCAGGUGAUCUACCCAGACUCGGUGGAGGACAUGGCUGCCAGAGGGAUGAGUGACAAGGACCUAGAGGUCAUCUUAGCCAUAGUCAACCUCAAUCACAUUGUCAACAGAGAGGGAGGCUGGGAUGCUGAGCUGGACUGGAAGGAUGUGUUGUCAGGAGGUGAGAAGCAGAGGAUGGGUAUGGCCCGCAUGUUCUACCACAGGCCUAAAUAUGCCUUGUUGGAUGAGUGCACCAGCGCUGUGAGCAUUGACGUGGAAGGAAAGAUUUUCCAGGCUGCCAAAGAUGCCGGCAUCUCCCUGCUCUCCAUCACACACAGACCCUCCCUGUGGAAGUACCACACCCACCUGCUGCAGUUUGACGGGGAAGGAGGCUGGCGCUUUGAGCAGCUGGACACGGCAACGCGCCUCUCCCUCACCGAGGAGAAGCAGCGGCUGGAGACCCAGCUGGCCGGCAUUCCCGAGAUGCAGAAUCGCCUCAACGAGCUCUGCAAGAUCCUCGGAGAUGACUCUGUCCUAAAAACAGCUGAGGAGUGAGGGGGGAGGUGUGAGAAGAGAUCCGAGGGGGUAAAGGAGGAUUGAGACGAGGAGAAAAGAAGAAGCUGGGGGUGGUGGAGGAGGUGCGAGGCAAUGAAAAGGCAAAGAAAUCAGUUUGUUAGUACAAAUUUUUUUUCCCUUUUUUUUCUUUUGCCCUGAGCCUCUCGGUAAAGCAGGGGAGCUCUUAAUGGCAGCUUUGCCUCUGAGCUCUCCCUUCUCUCCCCCCUCCGUCUUUUCACCCUCUCCUUUGCCCUGCUCCAGUCUGAGAGGCGGGGGAGAGUGAAGUGCAUUCGCAAGUAUUCCUGCUGCUUGUAAUGCACGCUGUUUGCUUCCACUGCUCAAAGUGGCGUGACUGAUACACCCAAAUUAACCAAGACGAUGAAUUUGUUUGUUUUGUAGCACUUUACUCUGCUUUCAGAGGUGUGCAUGUCACGGUGGCUCUGGGAGCUGCUAUUUAGCUGGAAAACCUUUUAAAGGUUAGAGCCACUUUGAUGUCCAAAGCAGUAUUCCAGUUUAGCAGCAGAUUUUCGUUUUCCCGAAUGUAAUUUUAACUUUUUUUUUUGCAGAGCCACAGUACAAUCUGUUUCCUUAUACCUCACGUUAGCUUUGUUAGGUUGCACGUCCAUGAACCACUGGAAUGGGCUCAGAUGCCGACUCUAUUAUUAGAGCGAUUAGUGACGCAGGUCUGACUCCAGAACUCUAAGUUUCUGGUUUAUUGAACAAAUACAAUGAGAUAAAGAGGUCCAGUGAGGAAGGGCAAGCUCAUCCUGCUCGGAGAGGGUUUUUUUAGCAGAUGAGUGCACACACACACACACACACACAAACACACAAAAGGAUAUCAAAUUAGAGGAAAAACAAUAACAGUAAUUAGUAGUGACCAUGUAAGGCUCUGGAAAUCUGCUGGAGAGAUGCACGUUAGUCAUUGUCGAUAGUAGAUAGUUCAUGAUUUGGCGUUUUGACAAUGUGUGUUUGAGGCAAGUCGUUUCAUACACCGUAGACAGCAUUCAUAUUUGCCAAGCAAUGAAAGGAUGACUUUGUGUAUUUAAAUACUCUACCAUGUUCCAGAAUAUGCUCCACGUUACAGCUGUUUAAAAUUAUUAAGUUAUAAUAGAUAAUAGGUUGUUUUUACACGUGAAGUUGCUGGUAACAAAGAUGGAAAGUUGUGAUACUGUUAAAAUGUUUUUUUUUCCUUUCUUAAAAAAGUUGGGAAUUCCGCGCUCCUGCGUGGUGACGGUAACUUGCGAUUACAACUGCUUUUAUAAAUGUACUCUCUUUACACGGUUCGAACCUGGAAUGCUCCUGUUUGAUAUGGUUCACCAGCUGCAAACAGGACUGCCUUUGCUUUUCAGAUUGGGCUGAGUUAAAGGGGACCAAUUACGGUUAUUCUAAUGUUCUAAUAAUAUUUUUAUUCUAGCGUAGCUUUGCAUGAUUCACAGUUCAAAAUAAUCAUUUUUUUCAACCUGAAAAGCUGUUCAAGCGUCUUUCUCUGAAAGGCCACCCGACCUUUGAGCCAACUUUACUCUGAUUGGCUGCCCCUCAUAAGCAAGCCUGAACAGCAGGUGGGUGGGGCUUUAGUGCCUGAGAUUACUCUAUAAUGAUAUCGUCAUUCUGGAAAAGGUAACACCCACCUUGCGUUCCUUUGGCUCAUAUAGAUAAAUAGAAGUGUCUGAAAUCAGAGCUUUUGGAUGACAGGGAUUGUUUGCACAUAUUUGAAACUUUGGUCAUGUUCGAUAUGAGCCUCCCUCAUGUUUUAACUGUGUGGCAGAAAAUCUGUAAAUGUAUUUUUUAUUUGUGACACAUUAUGUUAAUUAAAACAGGAGAAACACUGGACUUCUCUGUGAAACUGUCACACUGUGCUGGAUAUAAGCCUCAAACAGUGCCAGUUCCAUGCCUGACUAACUAGCACAAUCUAAUGAUACCAAGCCAUCUCACUGAUUACGAUACCACUAUAUUGUUAAAACGCCUCUGUUUUGUUAACAUUCCACCAUAUGUGUGUUCAGAGCCUCAGAGCAUGGACAAUCAGGUACAUCAUCAACAAGUGCACUGCUGUAUUUCCGUCUACACAAGGACUUCUUAGAAUCCUCAGACAAAAAUGGCUAAAUGACGUCUAAGUUUAGGCAUAUAAGCAAGCAGGCAUUAUCUAAUCUUUUAUGGAACCUUUAAUGUAUAUUGUUGGGUUUGCAUGCCAGGAUUUGCCUGAGCCCCAGCUGCGUCCCUACCAUGCUUACAUGCCAGCAAUGAAACCUCCCCUCUUGGCUUUUGGGGGACAGUUUAAGAAAAGAACUUCAGAGCAUUUAGAUGCAGCGCUGCUCUGCUCAGGGUGAGAGCUGCCAGGUUUCUGUGGGACAACCCCCCCCAAAACCCCAAAGAAAUGUGACUGGAAAGCAAAAACGGAUUUUGAAGAUUUGAGUCACUUCUUUUCUUUAAUGUCUAAAGGUCCUAUCUGGGAUGUUCUCUCUAUUAAAGAGACUGUUUUCUUCUGGUAUGUAAGGGAGAGCAUCACGGGCAUCACCACAGCCAUGCAAAAACGGCAAGAUGGCAUACGUUUCUGACCCGAAACACGAUCGUUUUGUUCAUUUGGACUCUGUUGACAGGAAGGCGCACGAUCCGCUGAAUGACACAAGAGUCUGCCGAGUAAAACUGGAACAAGGAGGUCGGCUCAAAGAAGUGCCUGCUAUUUUCACAGGCAUAGUGAGACGAUAAAUCCAGUAUUUCAUCUUGAAUAGACAGGAGAAGAAAUGAUGAGGUGUCUUCUUCUUCUUUUGUCAGAUUUUUAUUUAUUUGGGGGGGUUUUUUUGCAUCAUUUUCUUCCAAUCAUCCUGCAAAACUGAGGCUAAACCCAGUCAUUUACUGUUGAGUGGAGUUAUUCAUUGAUGAAAACGCAUGAUAGGGGACAGGAUAGUGAACAUUGGUAUCAGCUGGACGUAAAAUUCACCUGCUGGCAACUAGCAACACAGAGAAGGCAAUAAUCUGACAGUGUAGUGGUCAAAGCAUGUUUCUGCUGCCCCCAAGUGGCCAAAAAAGUUAAAGCAGCUACAGUGUUUGUGGUUGCCUUGGUCCUGGUCUGACUAUGAACAUUUCUCUGCAUUGAAUUUUUGGCUUGUGAAUGAGACCUCAUCAUUUCUUCCGACCCCACGACACAGCAGACCUCUGCAGUGGCUUACUGAACUGUUACUUGCUAGUGCAACCCCCCCAUACCCCCCACCAACCCCCUCCCAGCCUUUCUCACCCCAUCGUUUAUUAAGAGACUGAAUGUAAGUGAGAGAUUAUGUAUGAAGCAAGUUCUACGCCACUGGAUCAUACAAGUUUCUUCUUUGUUAACAGCUUGUCGUUUUAUAAUUGUGUUAAUAGUGCAUGCUGUUUCAUUUUACAAGAGCCACAAUGUGGUGUUACAUUUCAGAGCUGCUGUACAGCGUGGUAUGUGAACUGGAAUUAUGGGAAAGGCCAUUUUCAUGUUAUUCCAUGGCUACAGGGCAGCCAGAUUCAAUCUUUUCAACAUUGUCAAAAGCAGAUGGAUGACUAUAUGUAAGUUUGAGAAUGAUGUUGUACUUUUGUGGGAUUUGUAUUAGGCUGCUGUGUACCACAGACCAGCAUGCAUUGAUUCUUCCUUAAAUCCAGGGAUUACUACGCUUUGGAAUUAUUACAUAAUUAUGUUAAAGACAUAAUUUUCAGUAACAGUAGCCCAGGUCAUCUUUUGGGGAUCUCAUAUGACACAUGUGUAGGAGUCUGUGUAUUUUAAGCCUUUACAGCAAGAGAGCUUGAGCGACAUUAAGGUCAUCUGAUCAAAAAUCACUUUAUGUUGAGAGAUGAAGAUGUAUUUUCUUGUAAAUAAAACGAUACAAUGCAA
This is a messenger RNA of Maylandia zebra (zebra mbuna), 6255 nucleotides long. It is a transcript of the gene abcd2, whose product is annotated as ATP-binding cassette, sub-family D (ALD), member 2. The record is from RefSeq and is a predicted model, not a curated record. NCBI's taxonomy places the organism in Eukaryota, Metazoa, Chordata, Actinopteri, Cichliformes, Cichlidae. Gene Ontology annotation, biological process: fatty acid beta-oxidation; peroxisome organization; very long-chain fatty acid catabolic process. Gene Ontology annotation, molecular function: ATP binding; long-chain fatty acid transmembrane transporter activity; ABC-type transporter activity. Gene Ontology annotation, cellular component: peroxisomal membrane.